Messenger RNA from Bombus pascuorum, 1205 nucleotides. It is a transcript of the gene Taf9, whose product is annotated as transcription initiation factor TFIID subunit 9-like. The transcript is spliced from 3 exons. The record is from RefSeq and is a predicted model, not a curated record. Gene Ontology annotation, cellular component: transcription factor TFIID complex; SAGA complex. The coding region runs from base 110 to 841 and encodes 243 amino acids. Gene Ontology annotation, biological process: DNA-templated transcription initiation; RNA polymerase II preinitiation complex assembly. Lineage: Eukaryota; Metazoa; Arthropoda; Insecta; Hymenoptera; Apidae. Gene Ontology annotation, molecular function: protein heterodimerization activity; transcription coactivator activity; RNA polymerase II general transcription initiation factor activity.
CUUCAUAAUGUUUAGUCAAACUUUGAGUUGAAAUGUUAACUCAAGAUACGUGUAGUUGUCACUCGGAAUUGUUGUAAAAAGUACGAUUAUAAGGGAAGUAUUUCUUAAAAUGGCGGAAAAAACGAGAACUAUAAGCCACAUAAAACAUAUUCCAAAAGAUGCUCAAGUUAUAAUGUCAAUUAUGAAAGACAUGGGAAUUACAGAUUAUGAUUCUAAGGUUAUAAACCAAUUGCUCGAAUUUACGUAUCGUUAUGUUACUUGCAUAUUAGACGACAGUAGAAUUUACGCAAAUCAUGCUAAAAAAAAAUUUAUCGAUUUGGAUGACGUUAGAUUAGCAGUUAAGAUGCAAUUGGAACGUACGUUUACAAAUCCACCACCAAGAGAAGUGUUAUUAGAUGUUGCUCGGGCAAAAAACAACGUACCACUGCCAUUUGUCAAAUCAAACAGUGGUUUAAGAUUACCACCUGACAGAUUUUGCCUGAAUGCAACAAAUUAUAAACUUAAGAAUGCAACGAAGAAAGUAGUUGGAAAACCAUUGCAUUCUUUGGUUGGAAAUAACAUUCAAAGUGGUCAGUCUAAGAUCAGAGUAGAAAGUAAUAAAUCUGGACUAUCCAUAGUUAAAAGGCCGGGGACGCUUGCAACAGUUGCCAGGACUCAAAGCAUUACAAUGCCAAAACCUGUCCUGAAAUUUUCAGCAGCCACAACUGGAGGAACUACCAUAAAGACACAAGUAACCAAGCCAAAAAUACAGAUUUCUUCAGGACAAACAAUGCCGCCUAUCAAAGUAGACAUUGAUGAUUCUAUAAAAAGAAACAGAGAUGAUGAUUAUGACGUAUCAUAGUAAUAAAGUGCGCUGGAUAAAUUAUUUUAUAUUUUUUGUUUUUAUCGUUUAAAUCAGUGUAUAUAGUACCAAAAUAAUUUUAUUAUUUAACAUAACGCCUCAAUUAAAUUUUAUCUUUUUGAAACUGUAUAUUUUUUAUUGGACGACAUUGUACAAAUGUGUACAUAGUGAAUUCAACGAAUUUAUAUUCUACUUGCAUAUAUUUAUUAUAUAUCAUCAUAUUUUGUAUAUUAUAUUUCUUCUAAACAUUUUUCAAACGGAAAUUAAGAAAAUAAUACAGAUAUUUCUUGUUCAGUAUUGUAAAAUAUUUCUAUGGAUCAACAUAAGAUAAUAAAGAGAAAAGUGGGAUAAUUGUCUAAAUAAA